Messenger RNA from Sycon ciliatum, 2130 nucleotides. Its product is annotated as location of vulva defective 1-like. The record is from RefSeq and is a predicted model, not a curated record. The transcript is spliced from 9 exons. NCBI's taxonomy places the organism in Eukaryota, Metazoa, Porifera, Calcarea, Leucosolenida, Sycettidae. Gene Ontology annotation, biological process: establishment of protein localization to organelle. Bases 417 to 1427 code for a protein of 336 amino acids. Gene Ontology annotation, cellular component: plasma membrane; late endosome membrane; lysosomal membrane.
ACUACUGCUGUCCGUUGGACCAUCGCACCCGGGUACCCGGUACCCGCACAGGCUCCCAGCUCCACCGACGUCGGCAAAUUCCGCCAGUUCGACGUUGAGUAGAUCUACGAGCCAUUUCAAUGUUUCAGUUCGAGGAACUAACAGUUACUUGAAGGUUUGUUUAUUCGAAGAUAGUGCAAGUGGACGAAGUAUUGGUGAACUCGGCGCGCUAAUUCAUUGCGUGUUUCUGGACCAACCCCAUUGCGUGCUCUUUUCUACCUUACGUAGUGGGUGAGCAUCACCAUCAGGAAUAGUAAUAUCCGAGUUUCAACGGUCUGGAAUAGUGAGUGCCAACUCCCAAGUGUUCAGCACAUCUCUGGCUGUCCGCAUCGUUCUUAGCCGGAACCUACUUCGGUCGACCCAUAGAAUCUUCACUGAUGUUGCGCAGCCGGUUGACGCUACCCGCAAUUCAAUGCGGUGUUCUUUGCUGCUACCUGAUGCAGACAUGGAUAUCUGGUCAGAGCUAUGCCAGUCCACUGUGGGCGGCAGACGACAAUGGUGCAUUUGAUAGUAAUUCCACGAAUGACACAACCUCCUCUACUGCCACAUCAACUUCCUCAGUCACGUCGAGCAGCAUAACAAUGCCUAGUUCCUCUACUGCCACAUCAACUUCCUCAGUCACGUCGAGCAGCAUAACAAUGCCUAGUUCCUCUACUGCCACAUCAACUUCCUCAGUCACGUCGAGCGGCAUAACAAUGACUAGUCCCUCUACUGCCCCUGCAAAGGUGACCACCCGGCCGAACACUAUUGCUCCUGGUCCUUCUGUUUCUCCGCCAUCUCAGCUGUAUUUGUGGACGACGCCAUGUGUAUCACUGGCUGUGUUCAAUAUCACUUUUCAGUAUGCAAAACCAGGGCUGAUGUUCGACAUCGUUACUGACAUCCCUACGCUGAACACAAAGUACAAGGUUGAGGGUCCCAGAGUCCAAGGCAGCUGCUCAACGUCCAACGUACACGCUCACAUUGAGAUGUACUGGGAGAGUAGCCGCGCCAACACAACGGAACACUUCAACUUUACGAUCAAAUUUGUGCAGAAAGACGGAGAGUGGGAAGCGGUGGAGUUCACUCACAGGGACACCGGGGAAAAAACCUUCAGGUACAACGAUCAGGCUUACUUCCUGUCCCCACUGGACACUGCGUUUAAAUGCGAUCAUCGUGUCACUCACAGCAUUGACAGCAGCGGCGUUGUGGAGUUCUAUGACAUCAAAGUGCAGGCAUUCACAUUCGGACAGGGAUUUUCUAAAUCCGUCAACGAAUGUCCAGAAAUAACAUCAAGAAAGAACAACGUGGGACUCAUCGUAGGCGCAAGCAUUGGAAGCAUCAUUGUUGUUGGCAUCAUAGCUAUUCUGAUCGGCAAGUCUGCACACAGAGAAUACGAGCUACUCAAGUGAUGGCUGUGUGCUAUGCACACACUGCACCGUGGGUCACGGCUUGCACCACCUGCUACACUCAGAGUCUUUUUCAUGUUGACUAUUGAGCAUCUCAUAUUAUGCUUAGGAGUUUGUAACUUGAGUCAUCAAGUUCAUCCAUUUCGAGUCGAUCUCUAUGGUGGGAAUCUAAUAGUGAUAUGAAUGGAUACAAAAGGUCACUGUGACAUGUUUCCGGGUUUCUGAUGAAUUUCAGAUCGUGCCUUUUCAAUAUCGGUAACUGUUUAGAGUAAUAUCAGGCUAAGCUAUCCUCUUGAACCUCAUAUCCUGUAUACGCUCACAUAAUUGUCUUAUGCUACUUUGAAGUACAUGACUAUGAUUAUAAGCAUACAUGUACUUGCAGAGUACAAAAUAGGAGCCGUCGCUAUGAACCACAUUUACACGAGUAUAGUAGGACUUGAGGACGGGUUACUAUAAUUAGCGAACAAUGCGUAUCUACAGCAUAUUUUGUGGAAGGCUCUUCUCAGCAGCGCAGAGGUGAAGCUGGCCUAGACCCCGGUUACGGUGCCUGUACUGUGUAGUAACAUAAUUAUUUAUAGGUUUCCUGCUUUUAAUACAAUCAUGUAGCUAGCAUGUAGGUUGCGCUGUAUAAUUAUAAGUUUUUUUUAUGCAGGAGGACUUACAAUCAUGUAUCCAUAGUUGCAGGUUGAGUUUUGUUUCCAGUUUG